AUGUGCAUCCGCGGUCCUUGCCGAGUCGACAGAGGCCAAGCACAGGAGGAUGCAGACAAAAUGGAGGAAGCUGCCAAGGAUGGCAUCAAGGCAGUGCGGGAGAUGGCGGCAAAGAUGAAGAGGACCGUGCCUGUAUCUUUGUCACCGGGCAUGUUAGAUCGGAAUGUCUCGCAUCUCGACAACACCGGCUUGAGCCAUAAGAGGAAACGUUCAUGUCUGGGAACAAGGACGACGGAGACUUCUGUGUCAUCCCGGAGAGCUGGCGAACGCUGA
Messenger RNA from Symbiodinium necroappetens, 273 nucleotides. Lineage: Eukaryota; Dinophyceae; Suessiales; Symbiodiniaceae. The record is from the annotation of a GenBank genome assembly.